GAGGAGAGUGGCGAUGGCUCCCUGUAUCAGAUGGAACUUGUUGGUGCUGGUGAUGAGUGUCUUUAUCGUCGAGGGCCGCGCCAGGAGCCUGCAGAAUCCUGUUAGCUCCACACUGCCAGAGGAAAACACCGCCGCCCUGGGCAACCUUCUGGCUAAGGUGGUGGGACAGGAACUGGACGGCUGUUAUCUGGUGGUGAUUACUGCCGGGGUACAUCAAACCAGCAACGUCUUCACCCCCAUCGUCAGGUCGCUAGCUAAAGGUUACCUGCCCGGGGUAUUGGUAGACGUGUCCCUGACCACACCUGGGAGACACUCACCUCUUCUUCACCAUCUUCGGAAGGGUGAUGGCAGAUUCUCAUGUCGGGUGUACCUACUGGACCUCAUCUCUUCAAACUCUAUGGCAAAUGAGAACAGCGAUCUACUUAGGUGA
Homarus americanus (American lobster) is the source of this 430-nucleotide messenger RNA. RefSeq lists its product as uncharacterized. Lineage: Eukaryota; Metazoa; Arthropoda; Malacostraca; Decapoda; Nephropidae. The transcript has 2 exons. The coding region runs from base 14 to 430 and encodes 138 amino acids. The record is from RefSeq and is a predicted model, not a curated record.